AGGUGUACAGCUGCCACUAAGUCUGUCUCGCCAGAGGACGUAGCCAUGUUGGUUUUACUUUUGCUUACGUUUGGGGCUUUUGGGGUAACAUCAGGCUCAGGACAAUUUGAAGGAACAUCCUUUUUGCUGAGUUACACCCCAGUUCAGACUAAUCCUACAACAGGACUGGAAAGAGGGUAUCUAUAUGUGACGGCCAAUCAUAAUGGCACUAGCUGCAACGUGACAUCUGGCACAAGUUCAAGCACCAUACAGGUUGAUAAUAGCUGGUCCCGUUAUAUAUUACCCGAAACAAACAACGUUAGUACAGCUGGGAUCAAACAGAAAAGUGCAGUUGAAAUUAGUUGUACAGGUUUUGUUCAACUGUAUGUAUUGUUCAAGACAGAAAGUGGUUAUUCAGAAGCUUUUGGUGUCAUGCCGGUGUCAUCACUUUCCACUGAUUACAUCGUGCCUUCUGUGACUCUUAACCCGACUCUGUCCAUAGCUGCAGCCUCUGACAACACGGCCGUGACAGUGCUCUUCUCAUCCAACUGUUUCUUCAGUUAUGAGAACAACAUAUAUGCUAAUAGAGACAACAUUUCAGUAUUGUUAAACAAGCGGGAUGUCUUUCACAUUGCACCCGAUGCCGCCUUCCCAAACGCUAAUGCAAGCAAUCUCUGUGAUUACCAUGGAACACGUGUCCUAAGUACAAGUCCGGUGGCGGUAUUUUCUGGCUCGGGUGUCCUUGGUUAUCCUCAACACCAUGGUGACAAGGUAUUAGACCAAGUACCGCCUGUAAGUUCUCUAGGAAAUGAUUAUGUAAUUCCUCCACUUGAUCACACCGACUCGUAUCAGGUUCGAAUAAUUGCGCCAGUGAGUAACACAUCCAUUACUCUGACUGAUGGCAACAGCAGUUAUUCAUUCUCACUACAAUCUGGACAGACACAUGUCACAGACUAUAAUCCUGAUGCUGUGGUUGUCCUGACAAGUUCACAGCCUAUUAUUGUACAAAGAAUCGCAGGAUCUGAUGCAACUUAUACAGUUUUCUCUUCAAUAGUACCACCCAUCAAUAGAUACGGACAUGCAUAUACAAUUCCAGAUGUCCAAGGUUAUAAUGGCGCCUUCGUCCGUUGCCUGAGUAUUAUAAUAGACAGCAACUGUAUAAAUCAAAUUAGCAUUAACAGUGGCUGGCGGAACAUAUCUGUUCGUGGUCAUCAGUAUUCGGUUACAACAUUACUGGCUCCGGCUUCUCUGAACCAUCUGAAUACUACACCUGAGUGCAGGUUCGUCGUCCAGGUGUAUGGACUCGGGUCAGCUGAAGGCUAUGGAUAUUUUGCUGUCCCAAUAUCAGCUGGUACCUCUAAUGAAAACAAUCUACUGGAUGCGUUUACUUUGGUCUGUGAGACUAACAGCUGGAUGGUGGAAGUGAACAAGGACACAUUUGUGGACAAGUUUGGCAGACACUCGUUCUCAAACAUCUAUAUGUCUACUCAAAUCUGUCAUGGUGUGUCCAGUGGCAAUAGUCUAGUGUUCAACUACACCUACACUGAUUGUAAUACGCAUAUGCAGGAAAAUGACACCGAUUACAUUUUCACGAACUAUCUUGUUGAGUACCACGUCGAUCCUGUAACACACCUCGCUGACGGAGUCCUGUGGCGCUACGAUAUCCAGUGUCUUCGUCCUCGACACGAGGUGGACUUCGUAGCUAUUGCUCCAGUUGACGUCAGCAACGCCAUCCAUGUCCAGUCUUCAAGCAAGGUCAGCGGUCAUCAAGCGGAGAUCAGAUUAUUCACAGAUAGCAGUUUCACCAAUCAGAUGACAGGGGACCGCCUGACUGUAAACGUGGGGGCCCGUGUUUACGUUCAAAUACAAACUAAAGGUACUGCAGGUGUUAAACUGCUGGUCGACAACUGUCACGUUAGUCCUGACAACAAGAGAGAUAACUCGACCAUGGUUUCUCUUAUCCAAGACAGAUGCGAGUCGAAUCAUUUUGUGCACAUCCUGGGAUCUGCCGACAAGGUCACCCGCUUCUAUUUCGACAUGUUCGAGAUUCCACACACGAACGACUUUGUCUACGUUACAUGUGACGUCAGCUUCUGCGAUGUAAUGGAUUUCUCAAACGAGUGUCAACACGGUUGUCUCCAAACAAAGCCAUGAGUCGGACACAGUAUAUUCAUUCUUUUGUUCAAAUGGUUAUGGGUUUCCAAGAGAUUCAAUGAUGACGUUUUAACUCCACUUUCGGUAUUUCAGUUAUAUCACAGCAUGUAGGCUUAAUAUAGAAAAAAAAGUCCAAGUUAUUCUGGUCGUAGACGUUGAGCACAGUAAUGGCGAAUAUGAGCUGUGCCGCUGUGGACAAGUGUGUCAUUGGUACAUGGACACAGUGCCAUGCUUCAUCAAGGUCACUCGGGAUAUACUACUCGUCAAAACAGCUUGUUCAUUUGAGUAUUUAAAAUUGGAAUUAUACGAUAGAUACCUUUUCCUGACCUCCACGUAAACGUCAAGAUCACUGGAGGGUGUAUUAUGGAACAUGGCUCAAAUUUUAGGAAAUUGUGGCAUGAUUAAGAAAACCCUAAGCAUUUUCAAAUCAGUUAUGAAAGAUUAUAACCAACUAGAUACUUGUCAAAUGUCAUAUCCAUGUUUAAGGUUUUUUCACUCAUGAAAUGUCUUGUAAAUAGUUUCUUUUAGAGGGUAUUGUCAAAAUGGUAUCUGUACUUCGUAUUAGCAAUACAACCUAAUUUGCAUCAAAUAAUGUUUUGGAUGAUAAUGAAGUUGAAGGACACUCAGUAUGAAUGAACUGACAAAAAUGUUUGUCUACACUUUGAGUAUUUAUAAUUGAAAUUCAUUGAAACUGAAGACACAUUAGUUUCUAGGGCAGAAUGCUUCAGUAACUGUACUAUGCGCCACAAAUGCUUUCAUUUUUAAUCUUCUGGCAGCUCCACAUUGACAUUGAAUGUCCAGGUCGUCAAUCUGGAAGUGCUUAUAACUUUCUCAUUCGGGUAACUAAAAUCAUGGCACUUUCAGUUUCAAGUUGUACUGCAUGUGGCUUAUGUUCUUCCAAACCGCAAAUCGAAUGAUGUUUCAAACUGGAAGUGCUUUUGACACUGACAUUAAGGUGGGUACCGGCAAGGACCUUUCUGUUUCAAAUUGUACUGCGUUGGUCAUGUGUUUUCCUAAAUGCGGAAGUGAUGCCAUCAAGCUGGCAGUGCUUAGGCAUCGAACUAGUACCUUGUUCUGCAUUAGGUAACAUAAGGAAUCAAAGAUGAAGAUAGAUAUUGUUUGGAUUGGCUGUCGUGUCAGUUUAGUAAGUAACAAUUUCAUGUUUCUUCCGGAAAAUGGUUGGAAUUGGGUAGCUUGUGUUUAUACGUAUAAUGCGAACACGUUUCUAGCUUGAAUACAGAUAGUAAAGGGGUUCAUAAUGUUGCUGUUGGUGUACCUUAAGUCAGAGCGGAUGAUUCAAGCAUUUUUGCUGUUGGUUUACCUUGUUAGCCCUCAGUCACACCGGGAGGCUCCAGCAGUUUUGCUGUUGGUUUAACGGUGUUUGCCUUCAGUCACAACGGGAGACCCCAGAAGUGUUGCUGUUU
Molecule: messenger RNA, 3557 nt
Organism: Haliotis rufescens (red abalone)
Lineage: Eukaryota; Metazoa; Mollusca; Gastropoda; Lepetellida; Haliotidae
Exons: 5
Coding region: 46-2133 (695 amino acids)
Source: RefSeq, a predicted model, not a curated record